Messenger RNA from Sycon ciliatum, 2317 nucleotides. Its product is annotated as phosphatidylinositol N-acetylglucosaminyltransferase subunit C-like. The record is from RefSeq and is a predicted model, not a curated record. Gene Ontology annotation, biological process: GPI anchor biosynthetic process. Gene Ontology annotation, cellular component: glycosylphosphatidylinositol-N-acetylglucosaminyltransferase (GPI-GnT) complex; membrane. NCBI's taxonomy places the organism in Eukaryota, Metazoa, Porifera, Calcarea, Leucosolenida, Sycettidae. Bases 318 to 1280 code for a protein of 320 amino acids. The transcript has 9 exons.
UGUAGAUAUCAAGUUUUCUAAAUAAAUUACAUGUAUAAGCAAAGUCACCUACUGCAUGAUCCACGAAUGGUGUCUUUCGUAGACGUAGCGAUUUUGUUUUAUUGCUCCUCGCUGCUAGCUGUGGUGGUCAUUGUUAGUUAGAACUGGGACUUGUCCCUGUCUCUUGUUCGUUCAAUUCCAAACAUUUUUUCUGGUCAGUCAACUAGAUUUCACUCGAACUCUGAGAUGUUCGACGAAUCGUGAAUAAGCACAUUGCAACACAGCAUUAUUGCACCGUGCCAAUGUGACAGUCUUGUCAUUGCUGCUGCUGCUGCUGUAUGGAGGCCAAGAGUGAUCGUCUGAAUGAUGACAGUAAAGAUGCCUGGUCCAAGGUACUAUACAAACGCCAGCCGUUUCCAGAUAAUUAUGUCCACACCGGAAAGUUCCUUGAGGAGAUGCGCAAGAAUGUCAACACAAAGAUCUAUACAUUUGGGCAGAUCAGCAGUGCAGCAUGCAUGGUGUCACAUCAACUCAGCAGUGUGAUGGUGUUUGUGAUAGCGUUCUGCUACAUGUCGUAUGGCUGGCUGCAGCCCAGCAUGCUGCUGCUGCUGAUACUACCGCUGGUCGUGAUUGGCUACGUAGCCUUCCGAUACCUGGACUGCUCAAACUCCUGGGAGCACUAUCGAUCCGACAUGAAGCUGUCUGGUCUAGUUGUGUGUUACUCGUAUGGGCUAUCACCAGUACUCAUGACUCUUACACAGUCUGUCAGCACAGACACCAUCUACUCUAUGACGUGUGUUAUGUUGCUGGCUCAUCUUCUUGUCCAUGACUACGGUACAGGUGCCAGUGCUCCCAUGGUAUCACCGGCGAUAUCAAUGAAUGCUGCCGUGUUCGCCGGUGUUUGCCUGGCGUCGCGUCUUUCAUCGUCCUGGCACACCUUCGUCACGCUGACCUGUGGCAUUGCACUGCUGGUGUUUCUGCCGUUGCUCAGGCAGCAAUUGGCGGAUGCCUUUUGUGCUGGUCAUAUCUUCCUUGCUGUUCCAUUCUUCAUCAUCUCAACCAUCCUUCUCUGGACAGUAUCUGCUGUUGCUGUCACACUGUUUGUUCUCCUACAAGUCACUGUUGUGCUGAUAUGCCCGUAUCUCUACUGUCGUAUGCAAUGCUACAAGAACAAUAUCCAUGGUCCCUGGGAUGAAGCACUGCCAGACACCAGGGCAGCACCACAGACACCUGACGAGGUCUUGUUUGAUCAUCAUGCCAGUAGCCACCACAGCACUGCACACAUGAGCAAGACUAAGUAAGCAUGACGUCACCACUGACUGGCCAAGGUUUACCGCGCACACGCGAACCUGUUUCCGACUAAAUCCAGUAUAGUCCAAAGAAGUCAUCCAGUUGUUUCUGGAACUAUGGGACGUGCGGCAGAUAAUGUUCCAGUUGUGUGUGUCGCUUGCUCUCCGGUCCAGACACAAGUGAUCCUUUGGUACGGGCAAGGUCUGUUUGGAACAGAGUGUACCUAGUAAACGUCGCAUUCGGAAUGCGGUUUCUUAUCGCAGCGCACAGCUCGAGGAGAUGUUCUCCUAACAGCGGUCCCCUAGCUGAGACGUGUAAGGAGUUUACACACAUUGGCCCUGAAUUGAGCGUGCUGACACGUGCGUUCCCCUUAGUCAAGUUACUGGAACUGUGCUUUGUCAUCAAUGGCCGUCGCAACAGUGUCGACAUUUUGGUUCAAAGCACUGGUACCCUCGUCGAGGGUCGUUUGGACAUAGCGCACUGGUCCUGAAUUUAGUGCCUCGACAUAUGCAGUCCAGUCCCCGUGGUGAACAUGAUACUGAACAUGAUAUCAGAACGUACUGAACAUGAUGCAGAAACACAUCAUUGGACGUGGCACCGAACAGUGAGAACACGCUGGUUGGUUUCGAUGGACGACUCUGCCCGCGUGUCCUCAUCACAACGGCCCACCUCAUCGUAACUGUAUGGGUCUAGCGCAUGUGCAGGAAUACCCGAAUGGACUGUGCCAUGCUUGUCAUAUGAAUCCAUAUGUGUCCCUACGAUUUCCUGGCUGAAAUCCUAGUCUAUUCCACUUUUACAUUAUUUCCAUAAACAUUUCCUGACUGGUCUACUGCUGGACAGUAGCUCUAUAGACGAAAAAAUAUACGUUUUGUAACUUGUACAAGUAGAUUUGUAUCACUAUCUUUGAUGAUUACCGGAGUACUAGUUAUUUUUUCUGUUGAUGCGUCAAGAGGAGUGCUUUGCCAUACAUUUUGUAUGCAUGUUCAUUUGGCGUGCUCCUGGUAGUGUAAACCUAGAGCAGAGUGCAUGCUGAGUGUGCAACUGUGAA